Messenger RNA from Cervus elaphus (red deer), 1223 nucleotides. RefSeq lists its product as uncharacterized. NCBI's taxonomy places the organism in Eukaryota, Metazoa, Chordata, Mammalia, Artiodactyla, Cervidae. Bases 1 to 1140 code for a protein of 379 amino acids. The record is from RefSeq and is a predicted model, not a curated record. Gene Ontology annotation, cellular component: myosin complex. The transcript is spliced from 8 exons. Gene Ontology annotation, molecular function: cytoskeletal motor activity; protein binding; ATP binding.
AUGCAGGAAGGAAGGCCCCCUGGCAUUCUUGCCCCGCUGGAUGAGGAGUGCUGGUUCUCCAAAGCCACGGGAAAGAGCUUCAAGGAGAACGUGGUGCAGGAACAGGACACCCACCCCAAGUUCCAGAAGCCCAAGCAGCUGAAGGACAAAGCAGAUUUCUGCAUCAUCCACUUCACUGGCAACAUGAGGAGUGCACACAAAGGAAGUCUCAUUUCCCUCUACCAGAUCGAAGCCCUUGAGCUCAACAGCAACCUGUACGGCAUCAGCGAGAGCAAGGUCUUCUUCUGGGCCAGCGUGCUGGCCCCCCUUGAGGAGGAGCGGGACCUGAAGAUCACGGACGUCAUCAUCGGCUUCCAGGCCUGCUGCAGGGGCUACGUGGCCAGGAGGGGUGACUCCCAGAAGAUCCCAAGCUCCAGGGAGGAGGCGUCCUUGAGUACCAGCAGCUCCUGUGUGGUCAGGGGCAGGCUUGUGCAGUGUAUCUGGACCCACACGAUGUGUGUGGUUUAUUGCAGAGAUGCACUGCUGGUGGCUGCAUCUGCAGAGCUCAGAACAACUGGAUCUUGUUCACACCCAGCCAGAGAGGAUUCCUGGGCCCACCAAGGCAGAACAGAUUUUAAGGGAGAAACAGCCUUGGACCACGUGGUGUUCUGGUUUGGCUGUGCUGACCAGCAGGUGAAGACACGCCGAUCCCCCUUCUCCCUCUGGGAUCUGGCAGAUCUCAAGAAUGCCUUCUGCGUACACCUCGCCCCAGCAUCACAGCCCAUCUUUGCCUUUGAAUGGGAAGAUCCAGUCCGGGGCACCAAAAAGCAGUUCACCUGGACUCCCCCACAAGGGUUUAGGAACUCCCCAGCCAUCUUUGGGGAAGCCUUGGCUUCUGACCUGGACUCAUUCUAUCCGGAAGAGUAUGGAUGUCGGCUCCUACAAUACAGAGAUGACCUGCUGCUGGCUGCUGAGACCAAGGAAAAAUGUUGGGAAGGGACAAAAGCCCUGCUCCAGGUAUUGAUGGAAGCAGGUUACCGGGUGUCAAGGAAGAAGGCACAGAUCUGCAAGGAGGAGGUAAGGUAUCUGGGGUUUGUUUUAAAGAAGGGCACAAGGUUCCAGACCCUAACUGGGUCCUAUAUACUAAUGGCACUAGCCUGAUAAAACAAGGACAACGGCUGUCAGGUUAGCCAAAGUGGAAGGGGCCAUCAAGACUGAAAAGGGGUGGUGGGAACUGCCAAGUG